This is a messenger RNA of Nymphaea colorata (pocket water lily), 4001 nucleotides long. RefSeq names its product disease resistance protein RUN1-like. Gene Ontology annotation, molecular function: protein binding; ADP binding. Lineage: Eukaryota; Viridiplantae; Streptophyta; Magnoliopsida; Nymphaeales; Nymphaeaceae. The transcript is spliced from 5 exons. The record is from RefSeq and is a predicted model, not a curated record. Gene Ontology annotation, biological process: defense response; signal transduction. The coding region runs from base 63 to 3833 and encodes 1256 amino acids.
GGAAAAGAAGUUGCAGGCAGGAGAGCGAAGGUGCUCUUUGUUACUUUUUUAAUGCGUUAGUCAUGGAAUCCGUCCUCUUAUCGCUUAUUGUUAUCUUCAUCGCGGCCCCCAUCUUUCGCUGGUCUUGUAAGUUCAGGAGAACCAGAGGAAACCAGGAGAACCAUAGUGAGGGUGAGGUAUCCUCUUCACCUCUCUUAUCAUCGGCAUCAUCGCUGAGGGAAGCAGGUGGCUUUGAGCAUGAUGUGUUUCUCAGCUUCAGGGGAGCAGACACUCGCAAGGGCUUCACCGGCCAUCUCCAUCAAGCACUGAAAGAGAAGGGCGUCAUGACCUUCAUCGAUAGUGAGAAGCUGGAGAAGGGGCAGAAGGUGGAGGAGCUAUUUGGGCACAUCGAGAGAUCCAAAAUCUUUGUACCCAUCUUCUCUAAGGGCUAUGCCAAUUCACAGUGGUGCUUGAAGGAGAUUGCCAAGAUGGUAGAGUGUAGGAGACUCAUCAUACCGGUGUUCUUCGAUGUAAAGCCGAAAGACGUCCGUCAUCAAACUGGGCCAUUUAGCUCUGCAUUCAAAAGUUACAGUAAGAAGGGAAAAGUGGAGAAGGAGGAGGUGAGCAAAUGGGGCGAUGCUUUGGGAGAAGCGGGAAAAAUCGCCGGCUACAAUUUAGCCGACACUGAAGGACAUGAGGCAAAGCUCAUCCAACUCAUUGUGACGAGGGUUUUAACUGAAGUAAAUAGGACUCCCCUGUUUAUAGCCAGACAUCCAGUAGGACUUAAUUCUCGCAUUGCAGAUCUGAUGGAAGUGCUAGAUAUCGAAGCCCAAGACGAUGUCAGAAUGGUUGGUAUACGCGGAAUGGGUGGCAUCGGCAAGACAACUCUUGCGAAGGCUGUCUACAACCAAAUCUCUUCUUGUUUCGAUGCUUGCAGUUUCCUUUCUAACGUCAGAGAAGCAGCAGAACAAUCCUCGGGACUCAUUUCCCUCCAAAAACAGCUGCUUCAUGAUGUUUUCAAUGAUGAAAAUGUGAAAGUAAGCGACACCAGUGAUGGAAUUGGCAUUAUUAAGCAACGAAUUUGGAGCAAGAAAGUUCUGCUGGUACUUGACGACGUAAGUGAUGAAUCACAACUCAAAGCAUUGGCUUGCGAACGAGAUUGGUUUUGCGCGGGGUCAAGAAUCAUCGUAACUACGAGAGAUAAACGGGUGUUAAGAGCACCAAGAAUGAAACAAAAUGAAGUGUAUGAGCUUAAGGUGCUAGAUGCUACCCAAUCGCUUCAGCUUUUUUGUUGGCAUGCAUUUGGGAAAGAAGAGGCAGAUGAGAAAUUUGAAGAGCUUUCAAAGGGAGUUGCAUCUACUGCUGCAGGGCUGCCAUUAGCACUAGAAAUAUUUGGAUCACAUUUCUUUGAUCUGAAAACAGCUAAACAAUGGAGAGUUAUGUUAGAAAGGUUGAAGGAAGAUCAAGAUAAAGAUAUUCAUGAGAGGCUGAAGAUAAGUUAUGAUGCACUUGAAGAAAAAGUAAAAAAAGUUUUUUUGGACAUAGCGUGUUUUUUUGUUGGGGAAAGAACAAAGCUUCCUACUCUCAUGUGGGAAGCUUGUAGGUUCUACCCGGACAUAACAAUCAAAGUCUUAAUGCAUAAGUCUCUGGUCAGUAUAAACGAUGAAACUAAUGAGUUUGAAAUGCACGACCAUGUUCGAGAUAUGGGAAGAAAAAUUGUGGAAGACGAGAGGCUUUCGAAUCCAGGGAUGUGCAGCAGCAGGUUGUGGAAGGAUGAUGAGACACUAGAUGUACUUCAAAGCAAGAGAGGAACAAAAAAUAUUGAAGCCAUCAGACUACAAAAAUACGAUGAUUUUCUUUUCCUUGCUAUGCCUGAUCUUACAAGUGCAUUAGGGCUUUUGGAUGACAUGGAAUCGUCGAUGGAAUCUAUAUGUCCGGAAACAGGAAACGUCGAAGACAUCUGCCCCCAACAAUGUGAAGAUCUUAGCCUUCCCAUGCUUGAUCCUGCAAGUGCGUUGGGGCAUUUGCGCACAGAGUGUUUUGAAGCGAUGUCUCAACUUAGAUUGCUGCACUUGGGGAACGUAACAUUCGAAGGUGGAUAUGAACAUUUUCCCAGGACGCUCAGAUGGUUGAUAUGGAGUCCAAGAGACUUGGAGUCAUUGCCUGAGACACUUCAUCUUGAGAACAUCGUUGUUCUUGACUUGUCUUGGAGUUAUAUAACUCAAUUAUGGGGCCAGCAAGCACCUAGAGGGAUCAAGGUCUUUAACAAAUUAAAAGUCUUAAAUCUCAGUGAAUGUAGGAGUCUCACCAUGUGUCCAGAUUUUAGGAGCAUGCCACAUUUAGAGGAAUUGGAUUUUGAAUAUUGUAUAAAGAUGAGUGAACUUCAUCCAUCUAUUGGGCAUCUCAAGAGCUUGGGUCUGUUGGAUUUGAGCCACUGCGAAUCACUGAGGGAAUUGCCUGAAGCUAUUGGAUGUCUUAAGAUCUUGACUAACUUGUUUUUGAGUCACUGCGAAUCACUAAUGGAGCUGCCUCAAGAAAUCUGUCGAUUGACCUCCCUUGAGACACUUGACCUUGAGAAUUGCAAUAAAAUAUCAACUUUGCCGUCGCAUUUGGGGGAUUUGAAAUCAUUAAGAAAGCUCUACCUUAAUAACACCAGCAUAACAACUCUGCCUGAAUCCAUGGGACAGAUGAAGCAACUGAACUUGCUGUCUCUAGAGAAUUGUGACUCCCUAAAAGAGGUACCUGAAUGCAUUUGUUCAUUGCUCAAUCUUGAAGAACUAUACGCUCAAGGAUGUAGCUCCCUUGCAUCCUUUCUCAACUCUCUUGGCAACUUGAGGCGCUUGAGGAAGCUUGAUUUGAGUGACACAGAUAUUGAAGAGUUGUCGGACUCCAUUGUGUUACUAGAGAAGCUUGAGCUCCUAUCAGUUUCUCGAUGUAGACGGCUCAAAUUCUUGCCAGCUUCUGCUUCUGUUGGAUCAAUGUUGCUGAAGAGCGAUGGAGUGUCAUCAGCAAGUGGUGACAUAGCAAACUUUAGACAAUCUUCAGUUGGAGAUCCUUCAAAUAGACAAGACUACUCUCUCCUUCAGUUUCCCUCUUCCCUCACUGAACUAUAUGCAACUGGUUGUUAUGAAUUGGAAAUGGUAGCAGAUGUCUCAAAUGCAGAGAGAUUGCGGGAAUUGAAUCUAAGCGGCUGCCAAAAGCUUGUGGACGUUCCCGGGGUUGAGCGGUUGAAAUGGUUAAACAGCCUAAAGCUUGGAGGAUGUAGAAGCAUUUCCGACUCAUUGAGGAAAAGAGUUGAGGACGCAAACUUUGAACGCUUGACUGACUUCUCUAUCUCUGGAAUCUUGAACGCUGCCGAGUCGUCAGAUGCACCACGGCUUCUCGCUUUCAGCUUUCUUCCCAAGUGGUUCAAGAGUGGCAGCUUGUACUUGAAACUAGGUGAAACCGGCCUUGAUAGCGUCCUUGGUAGUAUAGUCAUCGGCAGAUUCACAACAGCAGAUGGCUACGAGUUGCUGUUUGAAGCUUCAUUUCAGGCGAAAGUGUGGCGACGUUUUGAUAUUUCCGGUGGAGUCCCCAUAGUGAAACUUGGAGAGUAUGGCAAGAUGAUGAGGAAUGGAGGAGGAUUUGUGGGGAAUGAUGGUCUCAGUAGGUCGAUGAUGGUAAUGCAUGUGGUAAUCGAUGGCUGCCUCCUGCUCGGUGGUUAUCUCAGGAGUACUACCAGCGAUGAUGCGUGUGGUGAUAUAGCUUUUGAUCCAUGUGAUAUCACUUCCAUUGCCCAUAUCAGGGAGAAUUUCGGUGGACCAUUACAUUAUUAUGAAGGACCAGCUACUGUCCUCUGUAUAGAUUUCAGUUGAUCGUGAGCAAACCAACGUGACGCCGGUGAACCAGUCUCAUUACUCAUUUACUUCGGCUAUUGACUUGGCUUGCAUUUGUUGAGGGACGAACCAGGCUCAGGUUUUUUGUCAAUCCAUUGACUCUUUUCUUUCUUUCUCAUAUAAUUAACUAGCUUAUAGCAAAUAUAA